CCGCGUGGCGUGUAGAGUUCGCCAUUUUGUUGUGGUUUGCGAGAAGGGCCGUGUCGGGCGGAGUGGGUUUUUGAUCGAAGGAUGAGCGAUGAGGACAGGGAUGUGGACGUUGAAAGUGACGAAGACGACGAUGACGGGAGUAUCUGCCUGGAUUCGCCAACGUCGGGAUCCCAGGCUUCUGGCCCAUAUUUGAGUCAGGUAGCCGAGAAGCGGGCGCACCACAAUGCAUUGGAGCGGAAGCGCAGAGACCACAUCAAGGAGAGUUUCCACAGCCUCCGCGACUCCGUCCCGGCCUUGGAAGGGGAAAAGGUCUCGGUAGGCAUGAACAAAGCUGCAGCCCCUUCGGCUGCAGCCCCUUCGGUAUCACGGGCACAGAUUCUGAAGAAGGCAGCGGAUUAUAUUCAGUUCAUGAGGAGGAAAAACCACAGUCACCAGCAAGAUAUAGAUGACCUCAAGAAACAGAAUAACAUCCUUGAACAACAAAUUCGAUCUCUAGAAAAAGCUAAAUCCACAGGAGCAUUUGCCUCACAGACUGGGGUCAAUCUACGUGGAGGACAGAUGCCAUUUGAUGGUGGCUCAGAAUCGGAAAGUUCCGAUGUAGAGGACAAAUCAGCUGGGAGUAGACGUAAGAAAUUAAAGACAGCACCCAGCUGAGGGACAUCUGUCACAUGACGUAAGGCAGCAAAUCAUUGCUCGGGAUUUUAUCCUUCACAUGUUCGUGCAGAUCAACUCUAUGACAUCUGAUUCAUGCAGUAUGCGGCGAAAUGGACUUGGAUCGCUGCAGGGAUUUAGAUGUGUGUAGGGUUGAUGCUCAUUAUCAUUUAACUGUUCAGCUUCAUGCCAACUAGGACAUGUACUUGCCAGAGGAAUGGUUUCCGUACCAGAGGAGACGGAUAGUAACUUCAGCAUUCAAGGAGGACAGAAUGCAGCAGCUUCUGUGGAUUCAAAUGGGCAAACUAAAGAUCUCAAUUUGGUCAUUUUAUGAAGUAAUUCCAUGAGUGUAUUUUCUACAUUUUGCAAGAAAGAGCAAUAUGGUGUUUGCAUGUUAUGUUUUUAUCACUUGAAAAUUAUUCGGCUGUAAAAGUGUGUGAAAAAUGUCACAGGAAACCUUUUUAAUUCAAAGAUUGUAUGCCUCGAAAAUCAAAUUUAACAUCAAACUGGACGAUGUAUUUCCCACCUCAACUGAUGCACGUUAGUAUUAAGGUUCUGUACCAGACGAUGAUAAGGUCUAGAAUAAUUUGACUUCAUGCCCUCAUCUGAAAAGGAUUCAGAUUGCUCAAAUCCCAUGUGAAAUAUAUUUCUAGUUUGUAUGCAAUGUUAAAGGCUGAGAGUCGUAUUUCAAGAAGAUAUUGUGUUCCUGAUAUUACUCCAAUGUUGCUCAAACUGAUCCCCGGGCGGUGGGGUAGCCUAGUGGUAAAAGCGUUCACUCGUCACGUCGAAGACCCAGGUUCGAUUCCCUACAUGGGUACAAUGUGUAAAGCCCAUUUUGGGUGUACCCCGCCAUGAUAUUGCUGGAAUAUUGCUAAUAGCAGCAAAAAACUAAACUCACCCAAACUGAUCCCCCACCAGCUGUCAGGGUAUAACAGACCUGUAGACAAGCAGUUACCAUGUGUGCUUUGUUAUCUACCACAGGGCUUAAUGAAUGCUUAGGAUACAGGUUGCCUUUGUUUAGAUAGCAAGGUUUUACAUGUUUGUCAAUCUGUUUUAUUACUGGAAUAAGAUCUGUCAAAAGGAACUACAGGUAGACACUUCUAAUGGCCUCUAUCUUUAUGAUGUUAUGAAGGAUUUUACCAUAAACAAAUAAAUGUUUCAUAUAAAGGCUGUGAUAUGCAGAUAAGGAAUGUAUUUGAAAUUACCUACCCAACUUUUGAUGGGAUAUUCUGGGUGGUCUGUUUGAUUUCUGGUGGAGAUUGUUUGAAAAUGUCAUGCAAAAAGUAUUUCAUGUUACAGUGAAACGAAAUCAGAUUUGGCUUCACGUCAACCUAAUUAAACAAAACCACAUGACACAACAAUAUUUUGUCUAAAAGUUUCUAACAGGAUGAAAAGAUAUCCAAUAUCCUUGUCACUUGAGUAGUACACAGGGGCUUGUAAGGUUAAAAACAGACAUCAAUGUAUAUACUGUCACAGAUAGGGUCUUAGCAAGAUAUGAAACUUAUGCCGAAGACACUGGGGGCUGUGGGGUAGCCUAGUGGUUAAAGCGUUCGCUCGUCACGCCGAAGACCUGGGUUCGAUUACCUACAUGGGUACAAUGUGUGAAGGUCAUUUCUGGUGUCCCCUGCUGUGAUAUUGCUGGAAUAUUGCUAAAACGACGUAAAACCAUACUCACUCACUCACCUAAGACACUGUUAAUGACAGUAUUUACCUUGAUGCCUGUUUGUUUUUGGCAUUACAAGCCCCUGUAAGAGAAGUAUGCAAAACAAGUAUGAAAUCAUAAACAAAAGUUGUAUUCUGUUGUAUUCUAACUGUGUUGCAGACUAGAAAUGUAACUGUAUUGUACUAAUGCUGAAACCAGACAGAAGCAAGACCAGUUGCUACCUUAGUUCUAAUCAAUGCAGAAAAGUAGAUGGUAUCCUUCACGAUGUUGGCGUUGAGAUACUACAGUGGUUUUAAAGCUCUAAUGGAGUUUGUUAUAGUUUAAGUUAACGGAGGAUCAAUACCUGAAUUGUUAUGUAUGUGCUGUACCUAUUGUACAAAAAUGCAAAAACAUUUUAAGUUGUAGAAAUGACAUGUAUAUUAUACAAACAAAAUUUUUAGUCACGGUGUAUUUAUUUCAUUCCCACAUAGGUCUACAGGUGUAUGAUAAUACAGAAUGGUAUUGUAUAUGUUAUCAGUAUGAUAUUGUUUUGGAUAACAGGAUGGUAUUGUAUUGGAUAACAGGAUGGUAGCGCAUAUAAGACUUGUUGUUAUCCUUCAACAUGAAUGAUUAAAGGAAUUUGUAAAUGUUGCACUUUUUAAGCUCCUUGUAGAACGAACAAUAUUUGUUUAAAAAUUGAGAAACAUUUUGGGUUAGGUUAGACAGGAGGAUUCAGGAACUGCAUCUCUGUGUAUUCAUCUGAUAUGGUGCUGAGACUGUAUCAGAGAUAUCAUGUGUAAAUAAACCCAUCGUAGACA
Molecule: messenger RNA, 3111 nt
Organism: Haliotis rubra (blacklip abalone)
Lineage: Eukaryota; Metazoa; Mollusca; Gastropoda; Lepetellida; Haliotidae
Product: protein max-like
Exons: 7
Coding region: 82-654 (190 amino acids)
Biological process (GO): positive regulation of transcription by RNA polymerase II
Cellular component (GO): RNA polymerase II transcription regulator complex
Molecular function (GO): protein dimerization activity; DNA-binding transcription factor activity
Source: RefSeq, a predicted model, not a curated record